Molecule: messenger RNA, 5114 nt
Organism: Harmonia axyridis
Lineage: Eukaryota; Metazoa; Arthropoda; Insecta; Coleoptera; Coccinellidae
Product: acetylcholinesterase-like
Exons: 5
Coding region: 358-2295 (645 amino acids)
Biological process (GO): acetylcholine catabolic process; choline metabolic process
Cellular component (GO): plasma membrane
Molecular function (GO): acetylcholinesterase activity
Source: RefSeq, a predicted model, not a curated record
UAGAUUUUGCGGACGAGAGUCUGUGACAAUACUCCAACGACAGGCUCUCUCCUGUCUGAGUACCUUUCUCUAAUUUACAGUUCAUCUGCAUUUUGUGUGGUGGGACUCCCAAACUCCCUGCCGCCCAGUUAUGACGUAGUGCUUGUGACCGUGGUAUCCUACAGGAGGGCGCAUCCUUCUUACACUGGUUUAUAUUUAAUGCACACUUUUUCAUGAUGUCUUGAGACAGCAGACCGAAAUUGUUCCAAAAUAACUGGCUCAUUCCACACAAUGGAUAUUUGAAGGGACAUCUUACUGCAUUGUUCCCAUGGAUAUGUCUUCAAAAAUUGACCAAUUCAAAAGAUCUCAAAUAAAACGAUGACGCCACCGUGGGUCGCCUGCUUCUUGGUAAUCUUCGCACUUCCCCCGUGCACUCCUCAGCCUCACAGAAACCGUCACCAUCUUCCAGAGCCACAUGCCGAAGCCUAUCACAUGGCACGUGACCCCUUCGACCCUCACAGGGACUCGGAGGAGUUUAGAAGAGAUGCUCCAGACGACAAAAGAGACUUUUCCCACAAGGACAGCAAGGGAGAAGAGUCGCUCGUGAUACAGACCAAAAAGGGCAAGGUGCGAGGCAUCACCAUGACGGCCGCCACUGGGAAAAAGGUGGACGCUUGGAUGGGCAUACCCUACGCGCAGAAGCCCAUCGGAAACCUUAGGUUUAGACAUCCCAGACCGGUGGAGGCUUGGGAAGGUAUUUUAAACACGACCAGACAACCAAACUCCUGCGUUCAGAUCAUCGAUACCGUCUUUGGUGACUUUCCAGGUGCUACUAUGUGGAACCCUAACACGCCUUUGAGCGAGGAUUGCCUGUAUAUUAAUGUGGUAGUGCCUAAACCUCGCCCCACCAAGGCUGCAGUUCUGGUUUGGAUAUUCGGUGGUGGGUUCUACUCGGGAACAAACACUCUAGACGUGUAUGAUCAUAAUAUCUUAGUGUCCGAAGAGAACCUUAUCCUAGUGUCGAUGCAGUAUCGCGUGGCUUCUCUAGGUUUCAUUUAUUUCGGCACUCCUGACGUGCCAGGGAACGCUGGUAUGUUCGACCAAAUGAUGGCGUUGCAAUGGGUGAGAGACAAUAUAGCAGCGUUCGGAGGCAACCCUAAUAACAUCACCUUAUUCGGGGAAUCCGCAGGGGCCGUGUCGGUGUCCCUUCAUCUUCUAUCGCCGUUGUCCAGAAACUUAUUUUCACAGGCCAUAAUGGAAUCGGGUAGCGCUACAGCCCCCUGGGCUAUAAUAUCACGAGAAGAGAGCAUACUUAGAGGUUUGCGAUUGGCUGAAGCUGUUAAGUGCCCUAACGAUAGAAACCAGCUAAGCGCUGUGAUAGAAUGCCUGAAAAAGAGGGACCCUAUAGAACUGGUGAACAAUGAAUGGGGAACUUUAGGAAUAUGUGAGUUUCCCUUCGUUCCUGUUAUAGAUGGCGCUUUCCUCGACGAGCAUCCCGUUCGAGCCAUGAGCAAUAAGAACUUUAAAAAGACCAACAUCCUGAUGGGUUCGAACACAGAGGAAGGUUACUAUUUCAUUAUAUAUUACCUGACCGAGUUGUUCAGGAAGGAGGAGAAUGUCUACGUCAACAGGCAGGAAUUCCUUCGAGCUAUCACAGAGUUGAAUCCAUACGUCAAUGCGGUCGCGCGUCAGGCUAUAGUGUUCGAGUAUACGGAUUGGUUGAAUCCGGACGAUCCGGUGAGUAACAGAGACGCAUUGGAUAAGAUGGUGGGAGACUAUCACUUCACUUGUAACGUGAACGAGUUCGCACAUCGUUAUGCCGAGACUGGGAACAACGUCUACAUGUAUUAUUACAAGCACAGGACCAUCGCGAAUCCUUGGCCCUCGUGGACUGGAGUGAUGCAUGCCGAUGAAAUCAACUACGUCUUUGGAGAGCCUUUGAACCCAACGAAGAGUUACACUAAUCAAGAGGUUGAUCUUAGUCGUCGAAUAAUGAGGUACUGGGCGAAUUUCGCCAAAACAGGAAACCCCAGCCUGUCUCCUAAUGGCGUCUGGACGCCUACCUUCUGGCCACUGCACACCGCCUACGGAAGAGAAUAUCUAACGCUAGAUAUCAACUCAACAGCUACAGGUCGCGGUCCGAGAUUGAAACAGUGUGCUUUCUGGAAGAAAUAUCUACCUCAGCUACAACAACUUACAGAUGAACUCCAGAAUACACCAUCCAAGAAAAACUGCACAGAAACCAGUGAUGCUGUAACCAGGAGAGCUUCCUUCGGCACAAUCAUGUUGAUCCUGCUGUUUAGUGGUAUCAUCUGACAGCUGAACAUUAACUGAGGUAGUGGAACCUUUUCAAGUACCAAGAUCAUUUAGUCUGGUUCUUAGACAGAAAAACCGCCUUCAAGAAUUCACUGGAAGAUGCGAACUUAGGCUUUUUAUCACGUAGAGGAGAAAAGAGUCGCUGAAAGUAUAAGCUUAUGACAAUUUUCAAAACAGUUACAUUGAACUGGACUUUAGAUAAUAUAUAUAAUCGAAAACCUCAUUAUCGGUUCGACCUAUAUAUGUAGCGAAUUGCUGUAACUCUUUACUUUUAUAUUUUCUACUAACUACAAACACUAACUAAUCUAUACUGUGAUCUGAUUAUGAAGAAAUGCAUAUCAUUAUGUGGCUAUAUGGCUAAUUACUAGUUAACAGAAUCUAUAUAAAUAUCAGAUGAUGUUUUCUCUUCCCAGAAGAGUGAGAUGAAAUUUCGGCUUCAAACCUCCUAGGAGGUAAAGAUGAAAUGUGAAUAUUUCGACAUUGUCUUAAUCCUAUGAAUUUGUGAAAAUAUGGAGAAAUUAAGGUACCUAUAUCAAGAAAUUUUCUCCGAGUUACAUCCCCACUCUACAUUGAACGAUUUUCAUUCUAUAGAUAUUCAUCAUUGCUGUGAAAUUAUAAAAUAUCAACGACCAAUCGUUUCAGUUCAAAUCUGUAACUUUUCAUAUAUUGUGUACAAGUUUUCAAUUAAUAAUUUCAGUAAUACCGUGCAAGAAUCUCAUUAAUAAUUUGCUAUGAGGAAUCUCAACUGAAUGUAAGCUUGAACGAGCAUGUUUUUCUCGGGGAGAAAAUCAAUAUCACAUUUUCUGAUUGUUAUAAAUCUAAUGGAAUCUAACCUUAGGUUUUUCUAUCAAAUUGUUCAUUUCUAUUUUAUUUCUCAUGAUAUUUUAUAGUCAAUUAUGAUAGAUAUUACUUUCGAGUAAAGAGUAGAAACUUUCUUGACAUAGGUUAUAGUCAAACUAUCUGCACAUCAUUUCAGAACACUGAAACUUCUGCCAUGUGUAACUCAAUAUUUAAAAGUUCAUGAUGACAAAUGAUUGCUAUUUAUAUUGUUUUUUUUUUUGAGCGCUCGUUUUUUUAAAAAUGAUAUUAUUUGAUAUCAAAACCGAGAAAUAAUGACACUGUAAUUUUAAAAAAUGUAUUCUCAAUUCUACAUAUUGUUAUUAGACGUGGAAAUCCUGGCCUAUAUCAUCGACUGAAAAUACUAUACUUUUGGUUCAUAUUGUGUUCGUGAAAAUUUGUUCUCUGAAUUCAAUAUUUCAAAGUGCUCCGUUUUUCGAUCAAAUCAAGGAUUUCAAUAUUAAACAGUUCAAUUUGGAACCAUAAUUCAUAUCAAUAGUUGCUUCACCCCAGGGAAAGUGAGAUAAAACGUAAAAAUGAAAACAAACAAUUUCUACAACUCAAUGAAAAUUAAUUUGAGUCGGUAUUUCAAUUAGAAUCUAUUGAAUUGAAAUUUUCUUUAGUCAAACCUAAUGAUGUGUUCUUAUUUAAUUCCUACCUGAUUUCUUUUUUAGUUUAAUUAUAUUUUUAUUGUGUUUUAUCCGAGCUUUCACUGGGGAUCAAAUUAUCUCCUGAAUAGCCUAGUUCUAACUUACGCUGUUCAAACGUUUUCAGUAGAAUUUCUUCCAUCUGAAAGUUUCAUAAAAACGACCUGUAUAUUAUUUUGAACGCACGAAUCACAUGGCACUAAAACUUAGAUAUUUAUGUGAAGAAUUUCUCAAGAAUCGAAUACUUUUACAUUCGAUUUGUUAGGUACCUGUACUUGUUAGUUUCCUGUAGUAGUUUAAGUGUUAGUUCAUUUAAUGAAGAAAGUUGAAAUACUUAUUUAUAUGUAUAGUUAAAAUGUUAUUAUGAAGAUACUCAACUGGUCAGUGUAACGAAAAAAUAAAUGUCAAUAGACGGCGUAGUUGGACAGAAAACAGGGAAUACCUUCUCAUGAAUCUAAGCUAAUAUAACUUUCAUCCAAUAAGAUAAAGACAGUGAAUUAACAAAAUAAUUUAUUGUCAUUUAAAAUAUAUAUUUUGAAUUAAAACAACACAAGGAUGUAGGUAUCGCUUGACAGUUUUCUGUUCAAUUGAUUCGUACAUUAAGCUAUAGAUCAGCAUAUAAGGUUUUUCGAAAUGAUAAAUACAGUAUUAAUAAUCAAUGCAAUUCGUUAGUUACCUACUGCUUCAUGUUUCCUAUGAAAAUUAUCUAGAGAAUAUUUUUUCAAGAAUAGAUUUAAGCCGAUCAUGAUAUAAUAACUGAUGUGCUUCCUACGCUAUGAAGCUUCACGUUUAAAUAAAGCAUUUUCUUUGUUAACCGAAUAGUAUGACCAGUUGGGAAUCGUUAUAUUGUUAUAUUUACACGAAAGUGGAUGCAACUGCGGAAAUGUUUGGAACGUAUUUGAUGUUAUAAUGUCUUCAGUCGACCAGUAAAUUUGUAUAGGAAGUAAGAUCUGCACUUGGUAGAUUCUAGGUAUUGCAUAGCCAAUUUCCAAAAAAAAGAGUAAUUUCUAACAUAGGCAUAAAAGGUGUUAAAAGCUUCGGAUUCCUGAAUUCACGCUUCAUUUCAAAAACUGGCUCUAGAUGAGAAUUUGUCAAAGUAUCCAUCUAUUUUAUUCUCAAGAGAAAUAUCGUAAGAAAGAUGUCGCGAUAGCUUGCGUAUAUCUAAAUAAUGUUUAUAUCUUGAAUUAAUCAUCUGAAUUUUUGGACAGCUCUUCCUGAACAAUUAUGAUAUUUCUAAAUGAAAUGACUAAAAUUCCCGAAUAUACAGGGUAGAACUUUUGAGGGGCACUACAGGGAUAUCGAAAACCAUUAGAGAUACAGGGUGGCUUAUAUUAC